CAUGACUAGCAGCAUGCUCGCGAAUUCACUCAUAUCAAAAGUGAUUAUUGCCAUAUGCUCUUUGCUUUCAAAAAAGGUCGCUGCGGCAUAGACUUCAAUCUUCAAAUUCUGUUCGGACAGUCGAAUUCAAAGUCCUUCACACUUCUCUCACGUACACUUUAUACAUAACAUACAUAAAUGAGUGCACCAACGGGUCCACGAUCGGCACGAUUACCGCCGGAAGUCAAUCGAGCACUAUUAGUAAGGAAUUUACCAUUUAAAAUUACAGCCGAGGAACUGUACGAUGUGUUUGGCAAAUAUGGUGCUAUACGUCAGAUCCGAGUUGGCAACGCACCAGAUACACGAGGAACAGCAUUUGUAGUAUACGAAGACAUUUACGACGCCAAAAAUGCCUGCGAACACUUGCAAGGUUUUAACAUUCUCGGACGAUACCUGAUUGUGCUUUACUACCAACAAAAUAAGGUUACGAAAAAAAUGAAUCUUCAAAAGAAGGAAGAGGAGCUCAAAGAACUGAAAACUCGAUAUGGUGUUGGCGACGAUUGAUCGUAUAGUGGCAGAGAUCCAAAAAAAGAAGGAGGGGAUCGCCUCGUGUAAAGAAAAAAAGUGGUGUAACCAUUCAAUUCUUUCUUUUUUUAAUUCUUUUCUUG
This is a messenger RNA of Zychaea mexicana, 647 nucleotides long. RefSeq lists its product as uncharacterized. Gene Ontology annotation, cellular component: cytoplasm; nucleus; ribonucleoprotein complex. Gene Ontology annotation, molecular function: mRNA binding. The transcript has 5 exons. Bases 178 to 543 code for a protein of 121 amino acids. Lineage: Eukaryota; Fungi; Mucoromycota; Mucoromycetes; Mucorales; Lichtheimiaceae. The record is from RefSeq and is a predicted model, not a curated record.